Molecule: messenger RNA, 8708 nt
Organism: Centropristis striata (black sea bass)
Lineage: Eukaryota; Metazoa; Chordata; Actinopteri; Perciformes; Serranidae
Product: collagen alpha-6(VI) chain-like
Exons: 41
Coding region: 11-8317 (2768 amino acids)
Molecular function (GO): serine-type endopeptidase inhibitor activity
Source: RefSeq, a predicted model, not a curated record
CCGUUCCAGCAUGAAGGGGAGGCGGGGUCUUCUCCUCGGCCUCAUCAUGGCAGCGUGUUUCUACGGCAACACCGCCGACAAGACAGUCUGCACUCAAGAGGCCGUAGCGGACAUCGUCUUCAUGGUCGACGGGUCGUGGAGCAUCGGCACCGAGAACUUCAAGCAGAUCCGUCAGUUUCUGUACACGCUGGUCAACAGCUUUGACGUCGGGCCGGAGCACGUCCGCAUCGGGCUGGUCCAGUACAGCACGGCUCCACGCACCGAGUUCCUGCUCAACACCUACCAGAGCAAGAAGGACAUCCUCGACUACAUCAACAACCUGCCCUACCAGGGAGGUGGCACCCAGACGGGGCAAGGCUUGGAUUUCAUGCUGAAGGAGCACUUUGUGGAGGCGGCAGGAAGCCGAGGCCAGAAAGUGCCGCAAAUCGCCGUGGUGAUCACCGACGGAAAGUCACAAGACAACGUGGAGUCCCACGCCCUGGAUCUGAAGAGGCAGGGAAUCGUUCUGUACGCGAUCGGCAUCAAAGACGCAGACGAAGAGCAGCUGAAAGAGAUAGCCAACGAGCCGCACAGUCAGCACGUCUACAGCGUGUCUGACUUCGCAGCGCUGCAGGGAAUUUCUCAGAGCAUCGUCCAGACGAUUUGUACGACCGUAGAGGAAGUUAAACGACAACUCCUGCAGUUGUCUCAAGAGUGUGCCAAAGCCACUGUGGCCGACAUCGUCUUCCUGGUCGACGGCUCCACCAGCAUCGGCAUCACUAACUUUCAGGAGGUCCGGACUUUCCUCCGCAGCGUUAUCAACGGCCUCGACAUCGGCCCCGACAAAGUCCGGGUCGGCCUUGCUCAGUUCAGCGACGAGCCUCACCAAGAGUUCCUGCUGAAGGACCACAUGGACAAGACGUCCCUGCUGGCUGCCGUGGACACAUUCCCCUACCGCGCAGGAAGCACCCAGACGGGCAAGGCCAUCCGGUUCAUCCAGGCAAACUACUUCACGGAGGAGGCGGGUAGCCGAGCCAGCCAGCGGGUGCCUCAGAUCGUCGUGGUCAUCACGGACGGAGAGUCCGCGGACGAUGUGAUAGGACCCUCCCAGGACCUGAGGAAGCACGGAGUCAUCGUGUUCGGCAUCGGGGUGGGACAAGCCGACAAGAAGCAGCUCGCGGACAUCGCCAACAAGCCUUCAGACCGCUUCACGUACGCCAUCGACAGCUUCCAGGCUCUGCAGAGGCUGACGGAGGGGCUGCUGCAGACUGUCUGCAUCUCUGUAGAGGACCAGAGGCAAGCCUUGGCAGAAAAGUUUGCCGACAUCUUCUUCCUCGUGGACAGCGGCUUGACCACAGCAGAGUUCGGUCAGGUCAGGACCGUCAUCGGACGACUGGUCAACCAACUGAACGUCGGAGAGUUCGGCUACCACCUGGGCCUGGCCCAGUACGGCCAGGAUGUCAGGGUGGAAUUCCUUUUUAAAGUUCAUAAAACCAAAGAGGAAUACGCAAAUGCUGUCAAGCGUUUCCGCCAGCGAAGACUGCCGUCCAACGAGCCUCGUAAUAUGGGCGUCGCCUUGAAGUACGCCAGCGAAAAUGUAUUCACCGAAGCGGCGGGAAGCCGGGCGGCCGAGGGCCACCGACAGUUCCUGGUUGUUAUAAGUGGAAAAGACUCAAGUGACCCCGUGUACAAGGAGUCACGUUUCAUCAAAUCCCAAGGAAUCACGGUGGUGGGGAUGAGCCUCGGAGCGUCCCUGCAGGAGAUGCGUCUUAUAGCCACUCCACCGUACAUUUACCAGAGCAUCAGUAACGCUCCAACACUGAAGACUAUCUUUGAAAAAGAAGAAGUGCAGUCCGUUCUUACUGGAGAUUGCAAAGCAGCCAAACUGGCCGACAUCGUGUUCAUUGUCGAUGAGUCUGGAAGCAUUGGAACGCCCAACUUCCAGCUGGUGCGAGCUUUCCUGCACUCGAUCGUGAGCGGCCUGGAAGUCAGUCAGUCCAGAGUCCGAGUGGGCAUCGUGAUGUAUAACACCAGGGCCGUAGCUCAGGUCUACCUCAACUCCUUCACCGACAAGAACGAACUGCUGAAGUUCAUCAAAAUCCUGCCCUAUCACGGGGGCGGUACGCACACUGGAGAAGCCCUGAAGUACGCCCUGGAGAAGGUCUUUGUCAAGGAGAAAGGAAGCAGGAAAGACAAGGGCGUGCAGCAGGUGGCGGUGGUGAUCACAGAUGGCGAAUCGCAGGACAACGUGAGCACGCCGGCGGCUGAACUCCGGCGGAAGGGCGUCACUGUUUACGCUGUCGGAGUGAAAGACGCCAACGAGGCGGAGCUGAUCGAGAUGGCGUCUUAUCCACCUCAUAAACACAAGUUCGUUGUGGACAGUUUUGCCAAACUGAAAUCUUUGGAGCAGAGUCUGCAGAAAAUGAUGUGCCAUAACAUCCUCCGGCAAGCAUUCUCAGUCAAUACAAGAAGAACCGGCAUUAAAGAAGGCUGUGUACAAACAGACGAAGCAGACAUCUUCUUCCUGAUCGACCACUCUGGAAGUAUUUACCCAACCGACUUCCAGGACAUGAAGAAGUUCAUCAUUGAGUUCCUCCACACCUUCCGGAUCGGGCCGCAGCAUGUCCGCUUGGGAGUGGCAAAAUACGCAGAUGCUCCAAAUUUAGAAUUUGAUCUGACGACCUAUUCCGAUACCAAGAUGUUGGAGAAAGCCGUGGAGGGAAUCAGACAAGUAGGAGGCGGCACGGAGACGGGACGAGCCCUGGAGUUCAUGGGCCCACUCUUUGACCAAGCAAUGGUCUCUCGAGGCCACAAAGUCCCCGAGUACCUGGUGGUCAUCACUGACGGGAAAUCCAGCGACGAGGUCAAGAUUCCUGCAGAGAAGCUGAGGGCGCAGGGUGUCGUCAUCUACGCCAUCGGGGUGAAGAAAGCAGAUGUAGACGAGCUGCAGGAGAUCGCCGGAAACCCCAAGAGGACGUUCUUCGUCAACAACUUCGAUGCUUUGAGGCCCAUCAAGGACGACAUCAUCACGGACAUCUGUUCUCAGGAUGCUUGCAAAGAAGUCCCAGGCGACCUCGUCUUCUUGAUUGACAGCUCUGGGAGCAUCUAUCCAGAAGACUUCAACAAAAUGAAAGGCUUUAUGAACUCCGUCAUCAGCAAGUCCGUGGUGGGGCAGGACGAGGUGCACGUCGGCGUCAUGCAGUUCAGCACCAUCCAACAGAUUGUGUUCCCGCUGAACCGCCACUACAGCAAGGAGGAGAUGUUCAAAGCCAUCAGCGACAUGCAGCAGGUCGGCGGCGGCACGCUCACAGGCGCCGCCCUCACAGACGUGUCCAAGUUAUUUGAUUCGAUCAAUGGAGGGCGUCCCGGCAUGAGGCAGAGGCUGGUGGUGAUCACGGACGGCGAAGCCCAGGACCAGGUCCGACUCCCCGCCGAGGCUCUGAGAGCCAAGGGGGUGAUGAUCUACGCCAUCGGAGUGGUGGACGCCAACACCACCCAGCUGCUGGAGAUCAGUGGCUCACCGGACAGGAUGUACGCCGAGCGGGACUUUGACGCCCUGAAGGACCUGGAGAGCCAGGUGGCCCUGGAGAUCUGUGACCCAGAGAGAGAGUGUAAGAAGACAGAGAAAGCCGACAUUAUUUUCCUGGUGGACGGCUCCACGAGCAUAACGCUCCCCAAGUUCAGGAACAUGCAGAAGUUCAUGGCGGCCAUGGUGAACCAGACCACGGUUGGGAAGGACCUGACUCGCUUCGGGGUGAUUCUCUACUCCACCAACCCCCAAGUUGUUUUUACUCUGAAUAAGUAUACUUCCAAGCGUGAGGUUCUAAAAGCGAUCGAUGACCUGAAGUCCCCAUACGGAGACACCUACACCGGCAAGGCUUUGAAAUACUCUCUGGACUUCUUCGACGCUGCAAACGGCGGCAGGGCGGCUCUCCAGGUGCCGCAGAUCCUCAUGGUGAUCACAGACGGCGACGCCACCGACAGUAACGACCUGGCCGCUCCGUCCGAGGCCCUGCGGGACAACGGCAUCAGCGUCUUCAGCAUCGGUGUGGAAGGAGCCAUCCAGGCGCAGCUGGAGAUCAUGGCGGGUUACGAAAAGUCCAGAGUUUUCUACGUGAAUAACUUUGAUGCCCUGGAAAAUCUGCACAAGAACAUUACUCAUGUGCUCUGCAACUCCACCAAGCCAGUUUGUGAGAAGCAGAAGGCGGACCUGGUCUUCCUGCUCGAUCAGUCCGGCAGCAUCAGAUCAGAGGACUACACCACCAUGAAGAAGUUCACCACAGAGCUGGUGAACAGCUUCAAAGUCAGCGAAACUUUAGUGCGAGUGGGCGUGGCCCAGUUCAGCAGCGCCUUCCAGAAGGAGUUUGUCCUCAACAAGUACUACAGCGAGCAAGCUGUGAACAAGCACAUCACAGACAUGGUUCAGCUCGGCGGAGGCACCAACAUCGGACUCGCCCUGGAUGGCAUCAGGAGUUAUUUCGAAGCGUCUAGUGGCAGUCGGAGAUCUGAGGGAGUCUCCCAGAACCUGGUCCUGAUCACGGACGGAGAAUCUCAGGACGACGUGGAGGACGCAGCCGACCGCCUCCGGGCUCUGGGCGUCGAGGUGUUCGCCAUCGGCAUCGGAGACGUCCACGACCUGCAGCUCCUGCAGAUCACCCGCACCCCGCAGAGGCUGUUCACCGUGCAGAACUUCGGCAGCCUGGAAAAGAUCAAGCAGAAGGUGCUCGACACAAUCUGCAAGUCUAAACCGCCACAAGAGCAAAGUGGCUGCAGCAUUGAUAUCGCCAUGGGAUUCGAUAUUUCCAAACGAAGCGGCGCUCCCGGCGAGAUGCUGAUCAGCGGCCACACCAAGCUGCAGACCUUCCUGCCGGACAUCGCCCACUACGUCUCGACGGUGUCGGGCCUCUGCUGCACCGGCACCGCGCCCAUCAAGACCAACAUCGCCUACCGGGUCCUGAGCCGCAACGGAGGCCAGCUGUACGACACCAACUUUGAACCGUACAGCGAGGACGUGGUGAGGAAGGUGAUGGCCAUGAAUCUGGCCGAGCCCACCUUCUUCAACACCGCGCUGCUGAAAUCCUUCAGCCAGAAGUUCAGCUCCCAGUCCGGAGCCGGCGUCAAGGUGCUGGUGAUUUUCUCAGACGGACUCGAUGAAGACGUGAUGAAGAUGGAGUUUGAGUCGGAGCUGCUGAGGAAGUCUGGAGUCAGCGCUCUGCUGACGGUGGCUCUGGAGGGCGUCAGCGACGCCGCUCAGCUGCAGAUGGUCGAGUUCGGACGAGGUUUCGGGUAUAAACUUCCUCUGAGUAUCGGCAUGUCGAGCGUCGGCAGCACCGUCCUCAAACAGAUCGACUCGGUGUCGGACCGCGAGUGCUGCGGCGUCAUGUGCAAAUGUUCAGGACACGAAGGGAUCCGAGGCUCCCGGGGGCCCCUGGGGUCAAAGGGCGUGUCUGGACAGAAAGGUUUCCCCGGGUUCCCAGGAGAAGAGGGCGUCCCCGGUGACCGGGGCGGUCCGGGGCCCAGCGGCCCUCAGGGGGUCCAGGGUUGUUCUGGGAUCAGAGGAAUGAAGGGCGUGCGAGGCCUGCGGGGGAACAGGGGCGAAGAGGGAGGAAACGGGCUGGACGGCGUGAACGGAGAACAGGGACUGACGGGACGAGACGGAGCUCCGGGACCGAGAGGAAACCCUGGAAACCCAGGUAUCCCAGGUAUCAGAGGGGAGGCGGGGCUUAAAGGACAGCGAGGACUCAGAGGAGAUCCGGGCGAGCCCGGUGCUGAUAACACCGUCCCAGGAGUCAAAGGAGACCCGGGGAACCAGGGGCUGCCGGGAAUUCCUGGAACAGACGGACGGGCGGGAGAGAGCGGAGGCGUCGGGAACCCGGGUCCAAACGGGAGACGAGGACCGGCCGGUCAGAAGGGUGCACCUGGACAACCAGGAGAUCCAGGACUGGCAGGGACCCCCGGAGCUUCAGGUCCUCAGGGCACCAGAGGGGUCAGAGGUCAACCUGGACCCAGAGGGAUCUUCGGCCUGCCUGGACCUCAGGGAGGACCAGGACCAGCUGGUAAUCCUGGUUCAGCAGGACGUCGUGGAGCCAACGGUCAGAAGGGUCAACCAGGAGAUCCAGGAGAUAAAGGAGUCCCAGGACCACUGGGACCCCGAGGGAUGCCGGGUCAGGAUGGCAGAGACGGUUAUGGACCUGCAGGACCUAAAGGAGUGAAGGGAGAUCCUGGUUUCCCUGGUUACCCUGGGCUGCUGGGUGAAGAUGGUCUGCAGGGACCUAAAGGAUUGCCGGGACGUAAAGGGAACCUUGGCCGCGGCGGAAACUCCGGGCGGCCCGGAGAGUCGGGAGGACCCGGAGAACCAGGAUACCCAGGACACACGGGUCCCAGAGGUCCUCCUGGAGACAAAGGACCCGAGUGCAAGCUGAUCACCUACAUCAGAGAGAACUGUGCGUGCUCCUUCGACCGAGUGGAGUGCCCGGCCUUCCCCACGGAGCUGGUGUUCGGCCUAGACAUGUCGGAGGACGUGACCCCGGCGGCCUUCGAGCGGCAGCGCUCCGCCCUGCUGUCCCUGCUGGAGGACAUCACCAUCUCCGAGAGCAACUGUCCCACGGGCGCUCGCGUGGCCGUGGUGGGCUACAGCGCCUACACCAAGUACCUGAUCCGCUUCCAGGACUACCGCCGCAAGAACCAGCUGAUCGACGCCGUGAAAAACAUCGCCCUGGAGAGGACGGCCAACCGGCGCCAGCUGGGCGCCGCCAUGCGCUUCGUGGGUCAGAACGUCUUCAAGCGGGUCCGAUCAGGACUUCUGAUGAGGAAGGUGGCCGUCUUCUUCUCCAACGGGCCGUCGCAGGACGUCAACGACAUAGUGACUGCCGUCAUGGAGAACCGCGGCCUCAACAUCGUCCAGGCGGUCGUCUCCCUGAAGAACGCUCCUGCGAUCGGCCGAGCCAUGGAGGUCGACGACUCGGGCAACUCCAUCUUCACGGUGCUGGGCAGGGACGCGGCUGCCGACCUGAGGAGGGUCCGGAGCUGUGCCAUCUGCUACGAUCCCUGCAAGCGUGCGGAUCAGUGCGCCUUCAUCCAGGACCCUCUGCCGCCUCAGGAGGUGGAUCUGGACCUGGUCAUGGUGCUGGACAGCUCCAGGGAGGUGAAGGCUGAUGAGUACGCCGGCGUGCAGGAGCUGCUGGGCUCCGUGGUGGAGCAGCUGGCCGUGAGCCCGCAGCCCCGCAGGGCCGGCAGCCAGGCCCGGGUGGCCGUGGUCCAGCAGAGCGGCACCCAGGCCGUCAAGAUGGAGUUCGGACUCGGAGGCUACCAGAACCACAACCAGAUGAGGAGGCACCUGAUCCGGAACAUGACACAGCAGGGCGGCUCCUCGGCGCUGGGCCGGACGCUGGAGUACACCCUGAAGGAGGUGCUCCUGAAGGCCGGCCAGCCCCGCAGGAGGAAGGCCCUGCUGACCGUGGUGGGGACCAAGACGGCCCACGAGGACCGAGCCAAGCUGCGCUAUAUCUCCCAGAAGGCCAAGUGUGAGGGCGUGGCGCUGUUCGUGGUGACGGUCGGCGAGGGCUACGACCGGGCGCAGGUGGAGGAGCUGGCCAGUCUGCCUCUGCAGCAGCACCUGAUCCACGUGGACCGACUGAAGGCCGACGAGCAGGGCUACACACAGCGCUUCUUCAGGGUCUUCCUCUCCGCCCUCGGCAAGGGGAUGAACACGUAUCCUCCUCCGUCUCUGAAGCGGACGUGUGACCAGCUGAAGGAGGACGGAGGACAAACCGGAGGACAGAUAUUCAUUGAUGGUCAGCGGACGGCCGUCAUCGAGGAGGAGGAGGAGGAGGAAGAGGAGAGGUUUGAGGAGCAGACGGGACCAAAGACUGAGACCGGCCAGCUGGACAUCAGCCACACUCUGAUCAGAGGAGACGGACAGAGAUUCACCUCGCUGUCUCAUGCCCAGUGUCAGCUGCAGGCUGAUGCUGGUAUCCAGUGUGCGGACUCUGUCCAGCUGUGGUUCUUUGACAAAGACGUGGCUGCAUGCUCGCCCUUCUGGUUCGGCGGCUGCGGCGGAAACGCCAACCGCUUUAACACGGAACACGAAUGUUUCCGGACAUGUGUCGCUCAUAAUCCGAACAUCCUGCCGACGCCGGAGCUCGCCAGCUUCACCUCCAAAGACAGCUGUUUCCUGCGGCAGGACCAGGGCGGCUGCCAGAACUACACCAUGAUGUGGUUCUUCGACACCGAGCAGAGCGAGUGUUCCCGCUUCUGGUACGGCGGCUGCGGCGGCAACGAGAACCGCUUCAAGACGCAGGACGAGUGUGAGAACUUGUGUCUGACCAAGAGCCGGUGAGGAGAACCGGAGGAACCGCCGCCGCCGCCGCACGCCACAAAACAACAACACAAACAACAACAACCGCACGCAUCUUGAAGGAGGAACGCCGGAGAGACUUCAGGAACCUUUGAAGAGCUUUGAGGAGGUUCUGGUCCACUCAGUUUCUGCUAGAACGCCUUCAGGGAACGUUCCCACUGGUCCAGAACUUUUAGGAUCUGAAGUCACGAAGAAGAGUUUUGUUCCGAGUUCCUCAAAGUUUUUUUUACACAUUUUGCAAUAGAAGCUGUUAAUCAUCAGAGACACUGAGUUACUGUUUGUUCUGGUGCUAUUUUUACUGAAACACGUCUGUUAGAGAGUCAGAAUGAAUGUUUGAAGGAUCAGAAACAUUAAAGUGUUUAUGUGAACCACU